Molecule: messenger RNA, 915 nt
Organism: Olea europaea var. sylvestris
Lineage: Eukaryota; Viridiplantae; Streptophyta; Magnoliopsida; Lamiales; Oleaceae
Product: phospholipase A I-like
Exons: 3
Biological process (GO): fatty acid metabolic process
Cellular component (GO): membrane
Molecular function (GO): glycerophospholipase activity
Source: RefSeq, a predicted model, not a curated record
UAAAAAUUGCUUUUGUCUAGUUUGUUGGUUUCUGCUAUUUAUGAUCCUUUUAUAUUAGGUUCGCAAGGGUGGCUGGCGCUAUUUGGACACUGGACAAGUUUUGAUUGAGAGUGCAUGCUCUGUUGAUCGUGUGGAGGAAGCUCUGAGUGCAUUGCUUCCUAUGCUGCCUAGUGUACAGUAUUUUCGAUUCAAUCCAGUUGAUGAACGAUGUGAUAUGGAACUGGAUGAAACUGAUCCGGCAGUUUGGCUAAAGCUAGAGGAUGCUGCAGAUGAGUACAUUAAGAACAAUUCUACUUCUUUCAAAACUCUGUGUGAAAGAUUGCUUGAGAGUCCGCACGAUGAUAAAUUUUUGGAUAUGAUGCAGUCUCAGCAGCUCCUCAAGGCAAAGGACAUUAAAGGCUUGUCAAAUGAGAAUAACCUCUCUUUAGGCUGGAGGCGUUGUGUGCUUCUUGUGGAGGCUUCCAACAGUCCAGAUUCUGGAAGAGUUUUCCACCAUGCUCGUGCACUUGAAACAUUUUGUGCUAGUAAUGGGAUAAAAUUAUCUCUUAUUAGUGGGGCAUCUGUUUCCUUUAAGGCAGCUCCAGGAUCUGCAUUUCCCACCCCAUACACAUCACCUCUGUUUACUGGAAGCUUCCCAUCGAGUCCUCUCCUUUACAGCCCUGAUCUUGGCCCUCAGAGGGUUGAUAGAAUUGAUUUAGUCCCACCUUUAAGCUUGGAUGGAUUCCAUGUUGCGAAAACAAUAGCUUCACCCCCUGGGUCACCUCCCAAACGCAGGCAGCUUUCCCUUCCUGUCCUAUCAUUGCAUGAGAAAAUACAGAAUUCUCCACAGCUUGGAGUAAUUCAUUUGGCAUUGCAAAAUGAUACACGUGGCUCCAUAUUAAGGUCUCAUUUGUCCUUGUUUUCCUCUCCAUUUUG